Messenger RNA from Carya illinoinensis, 4227 nucleotides. RefSeq lists its product as uncharacterized. Bases 855 to 1832 code for a protein of 325 amino acids. NCBI's taxonomy places the organism in Eukaryota, Viridiplantae, Streptophyta, Magnoliopsida, Fagales, Juglandaceae. The transcript has 3 exons. The record is from RefSeq and is a predicted model, not a curated record.
CUCAAAUUUUCGCCCAACUCAUUUGAGUUCAAUUGAACCAACGAAAGUCAAGACUUUCGAGUUCCACCACACGUGAGUUAGAGUUUCAUCCCUAACUUUGUUCCCCGCCGCUUCCCUCCUUCAGCAGCCCCACUCUUCUCCACCUUAUCACGGAGUUCCUCGGUGGGCUUGUUACAUUGAUUGCCCUUGAUAUAUUUUUCACUAUGUACUCUCUACACUCUUUGCUCCCAGCAACGUGUUGUUAUUCUUGGGCUGUGAAGAACUUACUUUUUGCUUCUACCACGUUUUCAGGCUAUGAAACUGAAAGAGUAAGAGUAUCCAUUGCAAAGGUGUGCACUUUACAGAUCCUAGCAAUAUUAAGAGCUACACUAGCCAGGCUCUAAAUCAUCCCACUGGAAGAAUCUUGAAUCAAUAUGUUCACCCUCUAAAAUUUGUGUCUGGUGAAACUUAUUCUGUUCUUCAAUCAAGUGGUCUUCGGCACUGGUUCAAAAACUGGCAAAAACUAAGGGAGCAUAAACUGACAACGAGAACUUUAGCUGCGACUAUUGGGUUUUGGCAUCGCUGAAGGGUUCAGCUGUGGCUAGAGAUAAUUAAGGCAAUUGAGCCAUUUUCUGGAAAACUGGCUACAUGUUGGAGCAAUGUUAAAAAAGAUGAAGCACUUGAAAGAUACAAGGUCAAAACUAGUAAUAUUGUUUUGUUUCCUUAAUUUCAGUUCUAUAGUGAGAGAAACCGAGAAGAUGAUUGGCUAGCAGGUUCCCCAGAUGGAGUAGUUGAUUGGACCAAAGCACAUAUGUUAUGAUGGCCCCUAAGUAAGUGAAAGACAAGAUGAGCAAGUCAUGUACGAGUGAUAGAAAAUGCAUGGAGUCAAUCAUUCAUGCAUCAAUGUUACUUGUAUUGCCAUCAAUGUAUCAAACUGGAAGAGUAAGAGUAUCCAUUGCAUAGGUUUGCUCUUUACAGAUCCUAGCAAUAGUAGGAGCUACACCAGCCAGGCUCUAAAUCAUCCCUCUGGAAGAAUAUUGCAUCAAUAUGUUCACCCUCUAAAAUUUGCGUCUGGUGAAACUUAUUCUGUUCUUCAAGCAAGUGGUCUUCAGCACUGGUUCAAAAACUGGCAAAAAGUCAGAAAGCAUAAAUUGACAGCAAGCACUUUUGCUGCAGCUAUUGGGUUUUGGCAUCGCCGAAGGGUUCAGUUGUGGUUAGAGAAAAUUGGGGCAAUUGAGCCAUUUUCUGGAAACCUGGCUACCUGUUGGAGCAAUAUUAAAGAAGAGGAAGCACUUGAAAGAUACAAGCUCAUAACCGGUAAUACUGUUUUGUUUCCUGAAUUUCAGGUCUAUGGUGAGAGAAACCCGGAAGAUGAUUGGCUAGCAGGUUCACCAGAUGGAGUAGUUGACAGGCUAGUUUAUGAUUUGCCUUCACAGGGAGUGCUUGAGAUAAAGUGUCCAUUUUUCAAUGGAGAUAUGAGCCAGGCUGUCCCUUGGUCACGAGUCCCUCUUUACUGUAUUCCACAAGCUCAGGGUUUAAUGGAAAUAAUGGACAAGGAUUGGAUGGAUUUCUAUGUUUGGACUCCUAAAGGGAGUAGUCUGUUUCGGCUAUACAGAGAUAUAGAAUACUGGGAUGUAUUGAAAAUGGCACUCUCUGAUUUCUGGUGGAAACAUGUCCAACCAGCCAAGGAGUUGUGCGGUAAAUCUGUAAUCACGAAUCCUCUCACUCAAUUACGUUCACUUAGGCCAGCUCCUAGGCAUGAGUUGUGUAGUUAUAUAGUUUAUGAAAGUAAGCAUGUUGUCGAUAACUCAAAGUUGGUGAUGCGUGAAAUUUAUGGAAUACUCCAAAACUGAUGCAUCGAAUGCAUCUAUUUUUGGUAUUUGAACUUCUAUUGCUUUAAGUGGAUGGGACUCUUUAUCUAUGUAGGAGCUAGUAGAAAUAUUGUUUGCUCGAGUUUUUUUAGCACUUGAAGUAAAUUUUUAUAGGAACUGUCAUCUGCAAAAGGAAGAGGAAAAAUAGAUUGUUGGUAGAAGCAGAAAUUCUCAUGCUAGUCAUGAUUAAUCAGAUAUAUGGAAGAGAAUGUAGUAAUACCAUCCUUGGUGUGUGACUAUAAGGGUGUGGAUAUAUUUCCCUCUGCGUGGACCAUGCAAUAGAUCACAAAUGGGAAGCCCUGAAGAUUCAUAAUUUCAUCGUUUACUGACUAGCUAAUUUAUGUGGUGUCUAGUACAUGUAAGCUUUGUUUUUCUUUUACCAAUACUCUUGCUUUUGGUUCAUGUGAAGUAUCCUUAUCCAGUAUUGAACCUGUAGGGCAUAGGCAGCUGCAUAGGAUGUACCACUGAAUAUAUGCUCUCCAAGCACUUCCUGUGAGCAUUGGUUGCAGUGCUUGCUCUGGUUUCUGAGCUAUCAGCCACAUCCUAAACUAAGGGAAGAGAGUAGAGUAGGUCUUCUGGCUAGGACUAACCCAACUAGGAGGUUUUAGUGUUGAACAAAGCAACUUCCACUUGGACAGCUUGGGUCAGGUUGUAAGUUGACCUAAUGGCUGCCAGCAGCUGAACCUAGUAUUAAAAUGGGAUUUGAAGCCUGAAAUCAGGCCUGGGUUUUGUAAGGUUUGGGUGGCUCUGGUUAUCCCCUUUACUGCAUAUCUCCCACAAUAUAACAUCAAUUUCUAUCACUGGGCUUAUUGAUAAACCUUGAUGAACUUUACAUCAAAAUGGGGUUUGAGGUCUAAAGGCAGGCUUGGGUUUGGUCCAGUUUGUGGUUGUUUAGGUAUGAAUGGGAGGUGUACCCUUUACCGCAUAUUUUCAACAUUUUAAUAUCAAUUACUCUGUCUCAGUGCUUAUUGAUAAACUAUGUCGUAGAAGCAAUUUAGUUUAUGAUAUAUGAGUGGAAGGAGACCAUUUUGGUGGGAUUUAUGCUUAUAACAUUGGAUUAUGUCUUCUUGUAGUCUUAGUUGUCUGGGGCUGUGCUUAUAGUGUUGUGUUAUUGUGUACGCAGGAUUAUACUUUAUAGAGUUGUCUUAUUAUUGUUCCAUGGAUAUGAGAACUUGGGAUAGCUUAUAUGUUAUAUGUGAGUGUGUAUUUUGCCAAUGGUCUUUGGACCAAAUGGAAUCUACUCUCCCAUAAGCUAAGUUGGAGGGAGGACAUGGCCCAUCGGCUAACUCCCUUACCAGUGUAGGAGUUGCAUUUAACUACAAAAACAAGGUAUAGAUCCUUGUGCUCGUGUCCUUGAGCGUUUGUGGAGAGUGGAGUUAAAAGCAGUUAGUUGCUGAUGCAUUUAGCAGUUUUCAAUACGGAUUUAUAUUUAAUCAUAAUGAUUUUGUCUUCAAUUGAACUAGUCAUGGCAGCAAGUUCUUUCCUGUUUUGAUUAACCUUCUGCUGCUUCAGCAUGUGGUUGAUAUAGGGUACCAUUUGAUCAUUUAAGUUUCAAAUGCAGCCCAUCUAUCCAAAUCUUCAUCAAGGGUGAUGUCACCAGUGACUGUCAAGUGAAUGCUGUCUGGUUAGUGCCAUCAUUGUGGUGGACUAAUAAUUGGUAACGAGUUGCUUUCACAAACAAGGUGCCUCCUGCAGCAGCAAAAUAGGGCGAUCCAACCUCCAAAUCAACCGGAGCUCCAAAUGAUUACUACCUUACAUUUGGUUGCAGACUAUGAAGCAGAAGAGGAUGAUAGGAUCAUCCUCGAUUCUGACACCGCAGGCCAGAUGCCCUCUCGAUCCCAACAGUGCGGAGUUCACAGCCACAUUCGAGAAGCAGGCCCUUGCCUUCAACAUAAUAAUUAAUAUUCCGCAAACGAGCUUUUGGGGAAUUUCAAUCUGUUGAGACAUUGAUGAUAGAGCAGGCUCUUCUCCAAGAGGAGAGGCGAGCCAUUCUGGAUGUAAAAACAGAGAUAAGAGUCCAGAGAGAAGGCUGGUCGUGAGGCUCAUGAGGCUAAAUUGCGAAUGGCGGCCAUAGUCCAGGCAGAGGAAGCUCGAGCUGAAUCGCAGGCUCAUGCAGAAAUGAUGGCCCGAGGCCCAAUAAAUUAAUAUGGCUUAACAUUGUUGGUCAGAUUAUCAAUUUAGAUUAUAAAUUUAUUUUUGUUAGGGAGAUCCAAAUAAAGGGAAAAUCAUUUCCCAAAAACAACUCUCACCGCACUAAUUUCAUUUUGAAAUAUUUUUGGUUCGUUAUCAUGUUUUCCCAUUAUGAUGGAUUUGUGAAACAUUGUUGGAUUUUAUUUUAUUUUAUUUUAUUUAUUUAUUUAUUAUUAAUUUGAUCUGA